Molecule: messenger RNA, 1424 nt
Organism: Suricata suricatta (meerkat)
Lineage: Eukaryota; Metazoa; Chordata; Mammalia; Carnivora; Herpestidae
Gene: CPLX3
Product: complexin 3
Exons: 3
Coding region: 94-570 (158 amino acids)
Biological process (GO): regulation of neurotransmitter secretion; synaptic vesicle exocytosis; neurotransmitter transport
Cellular component (GO): SNARE complex; terminal bouton
Molecular function (GO): syntaxin binding
Source: RefSeq, a predicted model, not a curated record
GGCCGGCGGCAGGAGCUGUCCGCGAGCCCUAGUGCUGAAGUAGGUGCGGACGUGCCUGGGUCCCGGCUCCCGGUGCCAGGGCCAGCGAGGACCAUGGCGUUCAUGGUGAAGACUAUGGUGGGCGGCCAGCUGAAAAACCUCACCGGGAGCCUGGGGGCCGGCGAGGACAAGGGGGACGGGGACAAAUCCGCAGCCGAAGCGCAGGGCAUGAGCCGAGAAGAGUACGAGGAGUAUCAGAAGCAACUGGUGGAAGAAAAGAUGGAGCGGGACGCGCAGUUCACCCAGAGGAAGGCAGAGCGGGCCACGCUGCGGAGCCACUUCCGGGAUAAAUACCGGCUGCCCAAGAACGAGACAGAUGAAAGCCAGAUUCAGAUGGCAGGUGGAGACGUGGAGCUGCCCCGAGAGCUGGCCAAGAUGAUUGAGGAGGACACAGAGGAGGAGGAGGAGAGAGCCUCCGUCCUUGGGCAGUUGGCCAGUCUCCCUGGUCUAGACCUCGGCUCAUUCAAGGACAAGGCCCAGGCCACACUGGGGGACCUUAAGCAAUCAGCUGAGAAGUGCUACAUCAUGUGACUACUUCCUCUAGGGCUAAGAGCAUGUCCCAAUGUCCACAGACCCAUACCCCUCUUAGUUCUGUUCCCCCUGUCCCAUGCUAGCUCAGGACCCUUCCCAUUCAUGGUCCAAGUCUGCCUUCUGGUCUCUCUCUCUCCACUGGGAACGAAGUCCCUAUUCCUCACCCUUCUCUUCAGGACCCACCCUCUCUACUAAGCCUGGAAAGGCCUUCUAAGAUUGUAGGAAUAGGCCCAUCCCUCUCUGGCCAUCACCCCAAGUUCUUGUACACAGGAUCACACAUAGAGAGACACACAGAGGGACAUAGAAACUGUGGCAUGUGGAGAGGCAUAUGCCACACCUGCAUCCUGGCGUGCGCAUGCGCGCACACACACACACACACACACACACACACACACACAUGCACACACACAGAGGGCAGACACCCUCAGGAGACAAGAGGCCCAAGUUUGAGCCUCCAAGUUCACUCUCCUUGCAAGCCACUGCUCUUUCUGGGUCUCAUUUCAUCAUCUCUAAAAUGGGGACGGGCUGGAUGAUUUCUAACACUUUCUGUCUUGGCUUCCUUGGCCUUUGGAGCCAACCCCACACAGCUCCUGGGGCAGGACAGCACUUGUAGCCGUAGCCUCAAGUGGCUGCCACUGUACUGUGGGCUCUGGCUCUCAGGAGCUGAGCGAUGCUUUGUGAGGGGCCGGGUGCCAAGGAUGAAGCUGGCACACAAUGGUAGCCCAGGCGGCUCUAGGCCUUUUCUGGACCCAGGCCCAGGAAAUUUCUGUUCUGUUCCCAUAGAACUCUCUCCAGAUUCCAUAGCUGGAUCUCCUCUCUCAGCUCAAUGAAAAAUAAAAAUUUGAAAUGAUGUA